CUCGGUUCUUACUUUUUUUACCCAUAUAAAUAUUUUUUAUAAUUUACAGGUUAUUCAUGAAAAUAACCAAAUUAACACUAAUAUUAGUGAAUCAGAACGUACUAGCAGCAAUAACACAAUGUAUACCGUUGCUCUAAAUGAUAAUAGAGCAAUUUCUUUCUGUGGCAUGGAGAAUUUUCUUACCCAAGAAACACAUUCCCGAUUUCGAACUAAAAACUUUAUUGCCCCUUUAUCCUUAUGGGGAUUUAAUUUUAAAUUAUUAUGGGAAAAAUGAAUACAUGCGUAACAAACUGGUUGACAUAAUCAUAAAGCAUAAUAUAUUCUUAUAUUAUGAAACAGUAAGUUUUUUUAUAUUUAUAAUAUACCCCGUUAAUAACUGUUUUUUUUUCAGUCGCCUUACUCACACACAAUAUAUUAUAUUGUGCUCAAAAAUUAUAGCAUGUUUUCCAUCUGAAUGUGCAUCCAUAUAUUAUUCUUCUAGCAGAAAAAUGAAUAAUUUAGUAACACACAGUAAAGGAAAAUUGGUAUCAAAAGCGAGGAAUUUAUUAUAUAUAAGCCCAGAUGAAACAUACGUUAGAAGAAAAAAAUCUCAGAUAAUCCUACCAAAAGACAAAACAUAUAUUCAGAAGGUAUAAUAUUUUAUUAUUUUAUAUAUCAUUAAGGAUGUUACUUUCAGUCUCACUUAAUUAAAUCAUUAGAAAGUGUUAAAACCUUAUUGUGUAAAUUGUAUAGUUAUUUUUUUAAGAAUUUAAAAUACCAUUAUAUUUCAGCCUCGUCUCCUAAAUAAUUAAUAAUUGUAGUUCCUCUACUCCUGCACUGAAUCACACGUUAAAAGCUAAAAAAUUGAAAUUCUUGGGUGACUAAUACCCUUAUCAGUCCCUACGCCAAUUUCAUAACUCAUUCUUUGUUCGUGUGCUGAAUCAUUAACAUCGAUUUAAAAUUUAUAGGAUUUUUAGUUAUUUAUUAUAUUUGAAAAUGCCUAAAAAUUCUAAAAGGCGACGCCGAAGUGAAAGUGAAAGUGAUUUAGAACAAAAAAUUAAGAGGUUAAAAAAGAAACUAAACAAUUUACAAAAACCGGAGAAGAAAAGUGAUUCGGAAUUUUCCAAUACUUGCAGUGAUGAUGGAGAUUAUAAGAUUGGUAGGAAAAAUCAAGUAGAUUGGAGAGACUUACCAUCCACAUCACGUGAUACAUAUAGUGAAUACGUUUGUUCAGGCUCUGAAGACGGAUAAAUUGUUGAAGGUAAGCGAUUUCACACCGGGCAUUUCCUUUUUUAUUUUCAUUUACUGUAAUAAAUGCUUGUGAUAGCAAAAAUGAAUGCUUGGGAUAGCAGAUAUAAAUAUACGCUUGGGAUAGCAUAAAUAAAUAAAUGCUUGUGAUAGCAUAAAUGAAUGCUUGGGAUAGCAUUAGUGAUUGCUUGGGAUGGCAUAAAUAAUUUCU
Molecule: messenger RNA, 1438 nt
Organism: Psylliodes chrysocephalus
Lineage: Eukaryota; Metazoa; Arthropoda; Insecta; Coleoptera; Chrysomelidae
Source: the annotation of a GenBank genome assembly